Cylindrotheca closterium is the source of this 960-nucleotide messenger RNA. The record is from the annotation of a GenBank genome assembly. Lineage: Eukaryota; Bacillariophyta; Bacillariophyceae; Bacillariales; Bacillariaceae.
AUGGGAAAGGUUGCAAAGUGUUGUCAGUUGUCUUUUGCCGUCAUCUUUCUCGGAAGUGGCGGCUACCUCAUCUGGCACUUUCUAGGUCGGCCUGAAUCAGGGACCCAGCUGAGGGACUCCCUCAAUAACAUUGAUUUCGGUGAUUUCACCAAUGUUUGGGACAACUUGACCAAUGAUGCCUUUGAUGAUCUCUUGAAGAGUGAUGCCGAUCCUUCCGUUGGAGACAACACUACCUACGAAUGGGAGAACGACAAAAAUGGUCUCAGCUUGGAGGUGUACAACGCAUUGGAUGAUACUUGGCAAGGAGAGUACGAGAUUGCUAUGGGUGACUGGGAGAACGGAACCCCGGACAGCCUGACAUUGACUAGCACAAAAGUUACCGUUGAUCGUGCUUGUACACCAGUCGAUGGCGUGAUGAAGGUCUGCAGUGGCAACUACGGAGAGACUGGUUGGCUUGGUAUCAACGAACUUAUCAUUCUCAAUAGAAGAACGAUUAAGAACAGUGUCGCCAAAAUGAACGAGUUCUACCUUUUGAACGCUGAUGCCGACAAGAGACGCUAUGUCAUGUGCCACGAGAUUGGACAUGGUUUUGGAUUACCGCAUACCGACGAACAAUUUGACAAUCGAGAUUUAGGGGACUGUCUUGACUACACCAACACACCUCGGAACAAUCUUCUCCCUGGGGAAGUGAACUACAACAAACUACAGGUGCUUUAUGGCACAGUGGGUGGUGGUGGACGCAAGUUGCGAGCAAAGGAGGUCGAGCCCACUGACAUUCUCGGAUUCAGUCCCGAGUUACUUGCCGAAUACAACAAGGCAAAGCGUGAACUCGAAAACAUCUCCAGGACACACUCCAGAAGGAGGCGCCAUUUGAACGAACAUGUAGGCGAUGGCCAUGAGAUCUACAGCCGAAAAUUGGACGACGAACACACGCUCCAGGUUCAAGUGCACUAUGUUUGA